This is a messenger RNA of Sinocyclocheilus grahami, 1173 nucleotides long. It is a transcript of the gene mitd1, whose product is annotated as MIT, microtubule interacting and transport, domain containing 1. The record is from RefSeq and is a predicted model, not a curated record. Lineage: Eukaryota; Metazoa; Chordata; Actinopteri; Cypriniformes; Cyprinidae. The transcript is spliced from 8 exons.
AUGGCUGCUGUUGGCCUGGCAACUGCUGCCAGAAAAAAACACAAGGCAGAGGAACUCAUAUGGGUGAAGUACACAGAUGUGCUACUGGACAAUGAGCUGCACUUCAAACUCAAAGCCUAUAGCUCCGCAAUCUCUGUCUUAAAGAGAGCCGUGGAGCUCUACCACAGCUCGCACUUUCAGGAGGCUCUGGUGUGCUACCAGGAAGGGAUCCAGCUCCUGUUGGAUGUACUGAAAGUUGUAAAAGAUGAUUCAAAGAAGGGCCACUACAGGGAGAAAAUCAAGGGCUACAUGGACCGAGCAGAACAGAUCAAAGACCAUGUGAACAAACUGAAAGAAGAGGGUAAAUACCAUGAGCAGAUAAAGAUAGCAGCUAGUUCCACUGGUUUCAGCUAUGAAUCCCUCUUCAAACCCUACAUUAGAGACGGACUGAAUGAAGUCUGGGUGGAAGACCCUUAUGUACGGCAUGUCCAUCAGUUGUAUAAUUUCCUUCGUUUCUGUGAAAUGCUGCUGAAAUGCCAGUGUAAAGUAAAGACGAUUCACCUUCUGACCUCGCAGGAUGAGGACAGCUCUGCUCAGCAAACCAGUGCCCUGGCAGAAAUAAAGCAGUCGCUACGGAGUCAAAAUGUCUGUCUGGACAUUUAGUACUCAUCUACUAUUCAUGACAGGGAGAUCAGGUUUAAUAAUGGUUGGAUUAUUAAGAUUGGCAGGGGACUCGAUUAUUUCAAAAAACCCAAGGGCCGCUUCUCUGUAGGAUACUGUGAUUACGAUUUUAGAGAGUGUCAUGAGACUACUGUGGACGUGUUUCAUACAAAACACACUAAGAAGACAUAAUCUUGCUUCAAAAGCACUGUCUGGCAUAUCUAUGGGACGUAAUUUCAAAUGCAAUCCUCACAUACCAACCCGGGCAACUGGAAAUGUGCCUUUUGAUCCCAUGUACAACUUUUAAAUAAUGCAAAAGAACUGAUUUUAUUGCCCGUUUUAAAAUGUUCUGAUAUGAAUGACAAAGGAAUAUUCAGAGGUCUUCUCUACACCAUUACUUCUAUUCUGCUGUUUUCAAACAAUUGGAGCACUAGUAGGCUAUAUGAUAAGGUGAUUGAUACUGAUAUGUAUUUAUUAUAUGUUUGCUUCUGUAAUUAAGAUAAAAACCGAAGUGCAUUUGUAAAUAAGGUAGUA